Molecule: messenger RNA, 396 nt
Organism: Zymoseptoria tritici IPO323
Lineage: Eukaryota; Fungi; Ascomycota; Dothideomycetes; Mycosphaerellales; Mycosphaerellaceae
Exons: 1
Coding region: 1-396 (131 amino acids)
Source: RefSeq, a predicted model, not a curated record
AUGUGGGAGGGAAGAAAGAAUCGAAGGAUAACAACCCUUCACUACAAUACCAACACCAACACAACCCUCUCCCGCAAUACAACCCUCCACCCCCAUCCCAUUACACCCUUUCACCGCUACCACAAUACAACCCUCUACCGAGCUCACACCACAACCCUCUACCGAGCUCACACCACAACCCUCCGCAAUACCAACACAGCCCUCCGCACUACCAACACAACCCUCCGCAAUACCAACACAACCCUCCGCAAUACCGACACAACCCUCCGCAAUACCAACACAACCCUCCGCAAUACCGACACAGCCCUCCGCAAUACCGACACAACCCUCGGCAGUACCAACACCCUUAAGAGGAUCUGUCCGAGACCGACUGCGAGAUUUGUUUUGGGCACAUGA